AUGGUUUUGCCUUCUUCAACACCGUUACAAACCACUGGAAAUAAGAAGAGAUCCUCGCCGGAUUAUAACUUUCCGGUGAUCGAUUUCUCUUUAGACGACCGAUCAAAACUGUCGGAGACGAUCGUGAAAGCCUGCGAGGUUAAUGGCUUUUUCAAGGUGAUAAACCAUGGAGUUAAACAAGAGAUAAUAUCGAGAUUUGAGCACGAAGGUGAAGAGUUCUUUAAUAAACCGGAACCGGAGAAGCUUCGAGCCGGUCCGGCGAGUCCAUUCGGUUACGGAUGCAAGAACAUCGGGUUUAACGGAGAUUUGGGUGAGCUUGAGUAUCUUCUUCUCCACGCAAACCCAACGUCUGUCGCUGAUAGAUCUGAAACUAUCUCCCAUGAUGAUCCCUUCAAGUUCAGCUCGGCGACGAAUGAUUACAUAAGCGCCGUUAAAGAUCUGGCGUGUGAGAUAGUUGAUCUGACGGUCGAGAAUUUGUGGGGCCAGAGAUCUAGCGAGGUAAGCGAGCUAAUCAGAGACGUCCGUAGCGACUCGAUCCUACGGUUGAAUCAUUAUCCACCAGCACCGUUUGCGUUGAGUGGCGUUAGCCAAAUAGGAUUCGGGGAGCAUUCUGAUCCUCAGAUCUUGACGGUGUUGAGAUCUAACGACGUAGAUGGACUAGAGAUUUGCUCACGUGACGGCUUGUGGGUCCCAGUCCCAUCUGACCCUACAUGCUUUUACGUAUUGGUCGGUGAUUGCCUUCAGGCAUUGACAAAUGGGAGAUUCACUAGCGUGAGGCACAGGGUACUGGCGAACACGGCAGGGAAGCCUCGGAUGUCCGCGAUGUAUUUUGCGGCGCCGCCUCUAGAGGCCGAAAUAUCACCGUUGCCGGAAAUGGUAUCGCUGGAAAAUCCACGACGUUAUAAUUCCUUCACAUGGGGUGACUACAAAAAAGCUACCUACUCUCUCCGUUUGGGUGUCCCUCGUCUCGAGUUCUUCAAGACUUCAUAA
This is a messenger RNA of Microthlaspi erraticum, 990 nucleotides long. The record is from the annotation of a GenBank genome assembly. Lineage: Eukaryota; Viridiplantae; Streptophyta; Magnoliopsida; Brassicales; Brassicaceae.